Medicago truncatula (barrel medic) is the source of this 2413-nucleotide messenger RNA. Its product is annotated as ABC transporter F family member 1. The transcript is spliced from 5 exons. Gene Ontology annotation, molecular function: ATP hydrolysis activity; ATP binding. NCBI's taxonomy places the organism in Eukaryota, Viridiplantae, Streptophyta, Magnoliopsida, Fabales, Fabaceae. Bases 165 to 1937 code for a protein of 590 amino acids. The record is from RefSeq and is a predicted model, not a curated record.
CCACACCAAACUUCACCACUCAUACUCCAUCUUCCUCUUUCAAACCACAACCCUAAUCUCAACCCUUCGUUCGGCUCCAUCUUUUCAUCGGAACCGACUUAGGCCAGAUCUAUCUUCUCUCUCACUCUUUUCCUCCCAUUAGGGUUUGUGUUUGAAUUUCGAAGAUGGUUUCCGACGCUAGCAAGAAGAAAGCUGCUCAGAAGAAAGCCGCCGCCGCCGCUAAACGUGGUGGUAAGGCUGCCGCCGCUGCUUCUUCCAAAGCCGCUGAUAAGGUUGCUGAUAAAAUCAGUGAUAUGAAGAUUUCCGAUCGGACUUGUACUGGUGUUCUUUGUUCUCAUCCUCUUUCUAGAGAUAUUCGGAUAGAGUCUUUAUCGGUUACUUUCCAUGGACAUGAUCUCAUUGUUGAUUCUGAAUUGGAGUUAAAUUAUGGAAGACGUUAUGGUUUACUUGGAUUAAAUGGUUGUGGAAAGUCAACCCUGCUUACUGCAAUAGGAAUGCGGGAACUUCCGAUUCCUGAGCACAUGGAUAUUCAUCACCUUAGCAGGGAAAUUGAAGCCUCUGACAUGUCUGCAUUGGAAGCUGUCAUAACCUGUGAUGAAGAAAGGUUGCAAUUGGAGAAAGAAGCUGAAACUUUGGCUGCUCAGGAUGAUGGAGGUGGUGAAGCCCUUGAACGUAUUUAUGAACGUUUGGACGCCCUAGAUGCAUCAACCGCAGAAAAACGUGCUGCUGAAAUCUUAGAUGGUCUUGGUUUUGACAAGCAGAUGCAGGCAAAGAAGACUCGUGAUUUUUCUGGAGGAUGGAGAAUGAGAAUUUCAUUAGCACGAGCUUUAUUUAUGAACCCCACCAUUCUUCUACUCGAUGAACCAACUAAUCAUCUUGAUUUGGAAGCUUGUGUGUGGCUCGAAGAGAGUUUGAAGAAGUUUGAACGUAUUUUGGUUGUGAUAUCACAUUCCCAGGAUUUCCUUAAUGGUGUCUGCACAAAUAUUAUCCACAUGCAAAGUAAGAAGCUGAAGAUUUACACUGGCAACUAUGAUCAAUAUGUUCAGACCCGUGGUGACUUGGAAGAGAACCAGAUGAAGCAGUACAAGUGGGAACAGGAGCAGAUUGCCAACAUGAAGGAAUAUAUUGCUCGAUUUGGUCAUGGUUCAGCAAAACUAGCUCGCCAGGCACAAAGUAAGGAAAAAACAUUGGCAAAAAUGGAACGAGGUGGACUCACAGAGAAGGUAGUCAGAGAUCAAGUUUUAGUAUUCCGCUUCACUGAUGUGGGAAAACUUCCUCCUCCUGUUCUUCAGUUUUCUGAAGUAAGUUUUGGUUACACUCCUGAGAAUCUCAUCUACAAAAACAUCGACUUUGGGGUUGACUUAGACUCUAGGAUUGCUCUAGUUGGACCGAAUGGUGCUGGAAAGAGUACACUGCUGAAGCUAAUGACAGGUGAUUUGUUUCCUAGUGAUGGCAUGGUCAAGCGUCAUAACCAUCUUCGAAUUGCUCAAUAUCAUCAGCACUUGGCGGAGAAAUUGGACUUGGAUGUGCCUGCCCUUCAGUUUAUGAUGAGUGAAUACCCUGGAAAUGAGGAAGAGAAGAUGAGGGCUGCUAUUGGGAGGUUUGGACUGACAGGUAAAGCCCAGGUGAUGCCUAUGAAGAAUUUGUCUGAUGGGCAAAAGAGUCGAGUAAUCUUUGCAUGGUUAGCUUAUAGACAGCCUCAAUUGCUACUUCUGGAUGAGCCAACUAAUCAUUUGGAUAUUGAGACAAUUGACUCUCUGGCUGAGGCAUUGAAUGAGUGGGAUGGCGGCAUGGUGCUUGUUAGCCACGACUUUAGGCUCAUUAAUCAGGUGGCGCAUGAGAUAUGGGUGUGUGCUGAUCAGAAAGUGACCAGAUGGGAGGGUGACAUUAUGGAUUUCAAGAAGCAUCUGAAGGCGAAGGCAGGGAUAUUGGACUGAAGCUGUUAGUGAUGAGAUAUAGGGAUAGAACUAGGCCAAACCACCACCCUUUGGAGACUUAUGGCCUUGCUUACAUCAGGUUUAUCAAAUAAAUCAGGUUUGCUUUGAUAUUGGCUGUACCAUAUAUUACUAGCUAAGGACUUUUAGUACAACCAAUAUCUUGGUGGGUGCCUCCAUUUUUUGCAAUAUUGGUGAUUGAUUGUUGAGUUCAAUGGCAAAAUUGGAAGUGCUAUCAUUUUUGUUUGGAUUGAGAUAGAUCUUUCACCUUGGUGGAAUUAUAUAUUUUUUUUACCGGUUAUUAUUUGUUGUGUUUAUCAUUUAAUUGCUUGGUUCUUGACCAGCAAGAUGGAUAAUGGGACAUCAUCUGUAGCUAGAUGUGAGCCUAAACUGAACCUUAAAUGUUGCUUAUUCUAUCAUUUUGUUGUACCGACAAUACUAUAUUUAUGAUAUUAGAUAUUAGCGACUAUUAUUAUUAU